UUAGCACUCUGGGCCCUAAUCACACAUGUGAUGUAUAUGCAGGACUAUUGGAGGACUUGGUUGAAAGGCCUGAGGUUCUUCAUGUGUGUUGGCAUUUUCUUUGGCAUACUCUCCUUGGUGGGAUUCUGUACAUUCCUGGCCCUGGCCAUCAUGAAGAAGCAAUCCUUUACGGACCCACAGAGCUACUAUCUGUCCUGCAUCUGGAGCAUCCUUUCCCUCAAAUGGGCUUUUCUCCUCGGCUUAUACUCUCAUCGGUACAAGAAGGAGUUUGCGGACAUCAGCAUUCUGAGUGACUUCUGAGAUCCUGGAUGUCCGUCCCAUCAAAGAAAGACCUUGAAGGGUCAAGGAAGGCUGUUGUUCAUCUGAUUGACAGUUGGAGGCAAGGGGUUGGCCAGAAGGCGGCUGAAAGAAACAGACAGCAGGUGCCUGACCUGCUUCUGCAUUUUCUUUGCUUCCUAAUUGCUUUUGUCCAGUCAUUCGCCCUUUUGACUAGUUCUCUUUGUCCGUGUGCGCUCAUCAUUCACGAAGACUUUGUUGUUUGGAUGGAUGUCUCACGAUGUCUAGCAGGACCUGAGUUUUUGUCCCAAGUCUCUAAUAUCUAUGACCUAUGGCAUUUUUCAUAGUUGUUGUUUUUUCUUUAAUGAGAAGCAACUCCCCCUUUUGGGGUGGGGGCAGGGGCAAGGUCUAUGAUCCAGUCCUAUAAAGCAAGGAUUGAUUUGUACUCCUUUCAUACAGAUGUAUUUUUAUAGCUCAAGGUGUGAAUCCAUUUUAAAACUUUUUUAAAGCAAGCUUUUCCUCCCUUCCCUGGUGCUUUGGUGGGGAGGCUUGCGUAUGUGCUGCUGGCGUGGUGAUCACAGUUUAGGGACAAGAAAUGUAUGUUGUGAACAAAACUCUGCACCUCUUUUUUUUUUCUUUAAACUUUAAAUAACUUUAAAUAGUUAUGAUGGAUGUUUCUUUAAUUUGAGUUAGACAAAGCUAAAUACUGUUGCAAAGGCCCCUGGAGUUGAAGACUGACCAUGUGGGUGAAGAAGGAAAAUAACAUUCCUAUCCAUACAUUUCCCCUUCCCCUGUAGCUAUCUGGACAACAUAGGCAAGGACCUGGAGAUUUCCAGAUGUUGUUAAUUACAGCUGCCAAUAGCCUCAGCCAGUGGUCUGGGCUUCAAAAGUAUCUGGAAGUUCCUUCUCCAUAAUGUCAUUAUCACUUGAUUUUGUUUUUUUGCUUUUUCUAAAACUGAUAUUUUAUAAAGUGAGCAACUGAGAUAUUUUAGGAAUGGGGAAGCCAGUUCCUUCUUUGGAGUCAACUUCAUUCUCUAAUUCUUGAAGACUGGGACAAAAAUAGAUAAUUACCACGAUUAUUUUAUUCUCUGAUUUUUUACUUCUGGUUGAAUAGGAAUUCAGGGUUGAAUAAGUUGGACUGUUGGCCUAUGGGAUGGUCAUCCCUUUAACUGACUCACUUUUUGCGGCAUAUAUCCGGCAUAAACUAAUUCACAAAAAGAAGUUUUUGUUUUAACCAAACGCUUCGCUGAGUUAGAUCAAGCUUUGUGUGAGAUAGAGUUGAAGAAGUGGGGUGGGUGCCACUUGUGAGAAGAAAUGGUGGCUUGGGAAUUUCUCUGCCUCUCCUGAACACAUUUUUGUCAUUGUAAUGUCACUUUAAAUGUUUCGGUAGUUACACCGAGGAUGUGUUUGAAAGGGGAUGUGUUGCACUGUUCCUCCUUCACCUAUUUUCUCCCCUUUUUGCUUACACUGGGAUGUGCAAUCCUCCUUGAAGUUUCUGUCUUUCCGCCCUACUCUAAAAGCCCUUGGUACUUCCUUGAGGCUUACAAUUGUCCUCCAUCCAAAGGAUAGAUUAGUGAAAUUUGGAGUAACCUUAAUUUGAAUGCAGAAUUAUAGAGAAUGACUUGUCUUUUAAACUUCUGCAUCUUUACCUGUUAAAUGCGCAGACCAAUAUUUCUCAACCUUGGCAGCUUGAAGAUGUGAGGACUUUGACUCCCAGAAUUCUCCAGUCAGCAUGUUGACUGGGGAAUUCUGAGAGUUUUGAAGUUCACAGAUGUUGAAGCUGCCGAGGAUGAGAAACGCUGGCAUUGACUUUUAUGUAGAAUGAUCUCUAAUCAGGCAACUGUGGUCAACCCAAUUGUUCCUAAUGUGUCAGGAAGCACUGGGAUGAGAAUCAAGUGGUUCAUGGCUCCCUUUGGGUUAAUGGGCUGUAAGGCAGAUAUAGAGAUGUUUCAAGUUUAUUGAUGAACUCCUCAGCCUUCAAAUGCCAUCCUGUUUGUCAAAUACGAUACAUGGUACUUUCAUCAGGGUUGGUGAUCUGCACUGCAGGGAUCGGGUUUCUCGGGACUUUUUUUUCCCCAAUGGCACAAAAGGGAUUUGAUAAAUUCAGGGACACCAAAUCUUCAUGGGAAAUUUAAGAAAAUUUAUUAGAACAGAUCUAUUUAGCUCAAAGUACUCCGUAGAACGAAGGUACUAAUAUAGUAAUAUAUCAUUUACUAGGGAGGUUGUGGUGAAGAAAAAGGUAGCCGGCCUGAUGCCAAGCAGUGGAGAAGGUGGGCCUUUGUGUCCAUGCUGUGAUUUUAUGUAUGCAGAGGACCCAAUGGUGACGCAAACCUUCAUCCGCUCUAUUUAAUCUCACUGUUUCAUGCUUGCUGAAACUCACAUGAUAGAAUGUUUUGUGUUUUGCUUUCUCCUCUCCAUGUGCAAUAGGUAUGUGACAGGAAAAUGGUUCACCCAGGUGAAGGAUGUUCGCAUGCCAUUUUUUUCUUAUUAAUAAAAUAAAAUGGUCAAAAAA
Molecule: messenger RNA, 2788 nt
Organism: Thamnophis sirtalis
Lineage: Eukaryota; Metazoa; Chordata; Lepidosauria; Squamata; Natricidae
Source: RefSeq, a predicted model, not a curated record